CUACAUCAUGAAUCGAGUCUACAUAUAAUCCACAAGAGUGUCUCACCAAGAUGGGAAAGUUUUUCCAGCUUGUUGAGUCGGAUCCAAACACGGCAGUGAGAUUCUUCCAUUGUGACUGUUAAUGAAAAGACAGAUUUGAGGCCAUUGUGUUCUGGGUGAAAUGGCUAACAUUUUGCUCUGAAUUCAGUUUGUUUGCAGAUUUCUUUGCUAAAGUCUAAAGUCUAGUUUCGGAAAAUCUGAUGUGCUCUUGAGCCUAUUUGUGGGCCUGCUAUAAAUAGGGCCCCUCUGGCAACACAUGCAUGUCUAUGAUAGGAGGUUACAGAGAAUUUCUUCACAGACUCUGGCUCCAAAGUAACACUGACAACAUCUUAAUGGAGCUCCUGCAUGGACAGCAACAUUUAAUCUGAGCCUUGAUCUUGGAAAGCUGUGGAUGUGAAAGCAGAGUGGUUUUGUAGCCUGGGUGAUUUAUCUCAGCUAUCUCGGAUUGUACGUUUUUGGUGCGCUACCUCAGUGGACAAUGACUUCCAGAAGGCCGAUGACUCGAUCUUUUUCUAGCAAUGGGAGGACAAGCAGCUUCAGUGAAGACGAGGCUCCAUCUUUCAAUGGCCGCAAUACUUACCUCUCAAAUGUCCGGCCUGAAAACAGCUAUUCAAGGUAUUCUCACUACAGGCCGGCGAGGAGCACGUUGUGCAGUGUCAUGGCUCAGCUGACUGAGGACAUACAGCCAUCUUUCGAGACCACCUUGAAGUCAAAGGCAGUCUCAGAGAACUGCAAUGUGAAGUUCACCUGUGUGGUAACAGGUUACCCAGCUCCAGAACUAAAGUGGUAUAAAGACGAUAUGGAAAUGGAUCGCUACUGUGGACUCCCGAAAUAUGAAAUUCGUCGAAAUGGAAAAACUCAUACCCUUCAUAUUUACAACUGCACAGUAGACGAUGCAGCCAUCUACCAAGUCUCAGCCAGCAAUAGCAAAGGUAUUGUCUCCUGCUCUGGUGUUUUGGAAGUUGGCACCAUGAAUGAGUACAAAAUCCACCAGCGGUUCUUUGCUAAGCUGAAACAAAAAGCAGAGAAGAAGAGAAAAGAUGCAGAGGAGCAGACCAAGAAGGAGAAUAAAGAAAAUGUUCAGAAAGCGAAGCCACUGAUUAGUCCAGAACACCCUCAGAGGAAACGGGCUGUCCCACCACCAGAGGAGAGGGAAGUAGUCAAAGAGUGUGAGGCUAUGGAGGAACUGGGAGCUACUGCAGAACCUAAUGGAAUUAGCUCAGAAAAUGAGGAAACAGCUUCUUUGGCGUCCCGGGACAGAGGUCUUGAGGACGAGACAGGUCCAUCAGACGAGACGUUGGCCACUAAGAGAAUAAAGAUGUCAAAUGGUGUAGAUGCUGGAAUUAAUAGCAGCAGAAGCCAUAUGAUGGGAGUUGGAGGUGAAAACUGUUAUGAUGGAGGAAUCAGUUUGGCACAGUUUUUGGCAGAGACUCUUCAGUCCCAGGCUGCGGAGGAAAAACAGAAUUCAUCUCAAGCUGAGAAAGAUAAAGAAGUGGGAGAAGCUGUUUUGUGUGACAAUCAAGAGAAAGAGAAGGAGGAAGAGGAGCUGCAAAAAAAGAGAGAAGAACAAGAAAAAGCUCAAAAGGAGGAAUAUGAAAAAGAGAAAAGAAGAGAGGAAGAACAGGCCAUCAGAAGGGAGAAAGAAAGAGAAAGGCAACCCCAGGUGUCGCAUACAGCAGCCCAUGGCAAACAUGGCCCAGACGUCAAACAUCACAGCAAAGGCCAUAAGGAUCAUGACCACCACCACAUCCAGACUUCCAUCUCCUCUAUGCUCCACUCAGUCAAAGACUUCUUCUUUGGUAAGAGCAAGAAAAGCACUCAUGGUCACACUGACAAUGAAGAGGCUGAUUUUGAGCACUCAGUGGAGGCUCCUGAACCAGAAAUGCCACCAUCAUUUCAGCCGCAAGAACACAGUCCAGACGUGUCCAAACCUCUCACAGAGGAAGCUGUGCCGAUGGAAAUGGAUAAACCCAAAGAGCCUUCAGAAACUACUGUGGCUACAGAACACCAGCCGCCGUCGGUAGAGCCAGAUACAUUUAAAUAUGAAGACCAUGCACGACACUCGGCCCUGCCACCAUCGCAUGAACUGCCACAAGUGGAGUCCACAAGGCCAGGUGUGACAGAAAGUGAGGAUGCCGUGGAAGCCAUGGAGGUGUCUGUGAGGAUGGAGAGCAGCAGCGCAGGUGAAGAAGUGGCACUGCCCGGGCUUCAAUUUGUCACAGAGGCUGACUUUCAAGAUAAAGACUCGGAGGUGGUCUCGGUUAUCAAAGAGGUUCACGUCACUGAGCAAGGGCCAGAUUCACCGCAGCGUAAUCAGCAGGCUGAGAGAGAUGAGUCUGUUCCAGAGGAUGAUAAGUCUGCCUUGCCACAGACCCAAGAUUCAGCUGAUAAAGAAGGGGGCACCCCCACGCCCACCCUCACCAGCUUGGGAGAACGCUGGACUCCCCCUCACAGCAUCGUCUCGGCAGCGGAAAGCCACAGUCCUGGAGAAACGCCCACUGAAACUUUGCAAGAAGAGGGGAAGCAAGGUGAAGUUGACAUGGAGGAGGCUAGUUCUUCUAAUGAGUUACAUGAGGAAGAGAAAGCCGAAGUGAAAUCAAAGAAGCAGGGAUUUUCAGGUAUAAACGGAUCUGAGAUGACUAAAUUGUCAACAUCUUCUCUGGAAAGCCAAAUACAGGCAUGCGAAUCUAAAAAGCCUGAUCAGGUGCUUGCUGAUGUGGAAGCAUUUGGUGCAGAAGCACAUCGUCUAAAAGAGGAGACCGAAUUUACUUCACUGAUUCAGGAAAUGAAUACAGGAUUUCCGCCCACUACACUCCCUGAGAGUUUAGACAAGGCUGACCUAAAAAUGCAACAUAAACCCACUCGUGCUAGGUCACAGGAAAUCACAGAAGUCAGCGAUGUUAGUGCUACACAAAGUUCAAGCUCUGGUUUUACAAGAAGCGGGGGAAGAUAUGAGCAAAACAAAGUGGCAAAUUCUAUUUUAGAGAAAGAAGGACAUAAUAAUCUGUGUGACAGUCUAAAAACACAGGAGCAAGUGUGUUUAGAGGUGGAGAGCGCUGAAGUGAAGAAUGAGAUUUUACAGGUUGAAGCAGAGACAGAAAAGCGGACUCCAGUGAACACAGAGGAGCCGAUUCAAUCAAAGAUAACACAAAUGGAGGAACAGAGUAAUACUGCAUAUCAAAACAUGAGUGGGAGUGGCUGGAGUGGUGUGCAUUCAGAGAAUAUUCCAUCAAUCCAGAUAUCUACUAUUGAAGACAUCCCCGAUACUAAACCAAAUGUGCCAGAUCUGAGCCCAAGUGAGCAAUUUCUAAUCCCCAAAAUUGAAAUAAUGGAGGCUGAGCUCAAAGAGUCUACUUUGCCACUAAGUAUUUUGGCCCUAGACAAGCCAGAGUCAAGUAAUUUGCAAAAACAUGAUGCAACUCCUGCUUCUGACUUGUUGCCCACGCAGAAAGGUAUGCAGAAAGAUUACCACAUUUCACCGACGGAGAAAAUAGAAGUUGCACAAUUAGAUGGCAAGACAGAAAAUACACACGUGGAAGGGAGAGAAGAGCCCCCUCAGAUGAGCUAUGCAUUAAUUCCUGUUAUAAAUGUUUCAUUCACUGACGAUAAGGAGGGUGAUGCAUGUGUAAACAACCAUGUGUCAGACACAGAGCAGUCUGCUGAAACUCCAAAGGGGCCUUUGUUUGUGGUGCCACCAAUUUCUGUCACUUGUCAUGAAAGUGAUCCACCACAAUUCAGCCUGCCCACUUACAGUGAGCCAACAGAAAUGGAAACUUCAGCUGACACGCAAAGCGGAACAAAGAAUGACAGUGACAAAAAUGAGGCUGUGAAGCCUGAAAGUGCUCAAAAUAGAAGACCUAACUUUGAUGAAAGAAGUGUCAAAGAGAACACUCCCACUGUGCUAAAUGAAGCUCUGAAACCAAAAGUCGGUGACAGUGUUUCGUUAUUCAGCAAAACAACAGUGGACGUCCUUGUCCCUGAAAGUUUGAAACCCAAAUCCCUCAAAGAUGCCAAGACAGAGAAUUCAGUGUGCGUUGAAGAUCCCCAGAAAAACAGAUUUUCUGUUGAGAGACUCAGCUCCAAGCCCCCAACAAGUCCAGCUAGUCUCCGCAAAUUAAUAUCCAAAGCUGCUGCAGACUCAGACAACGAGGCUGCGGCAGCUGAAGAUCUAAGCGGAGGGUCUACACCAACAUCAUCCCUUUCCUGUGAAAGCAGUCCCCGAAUGAAACGCAGAGACAGUCUAACUCUCAUACGCUCUGCCACGCCUGAGGAGUUGGCCUCUGGAGCUCGUCGCAAAAUCUUCAUCCCAAAACCUAAAGAAGACAUAGAUGGGACACUAGCACUAGAUACUCAAGGGAAGAGGGAGUCCCCUUACAUGUCACCCAGCCAGGCCCGCAGGGCAUCGUUACUGCAGGCUCAAAAAACCCCACCAAUCGAGAGACGCUCCCCGCUGCUGAAUCGCCGAAAGUCCACCUUGGAGGUGCCCAAAGUGGUGGGGGAGACUCCCACAGAAGAGACGGCCAGCACCAAACGAGAGGAGAAACCUGCUGAAAAAAAGAUAGACCCUUUGAAAGCUCCGCAGGUUAUCCGUAAGAUGCGUGGAGAGCCAUUCCCAGACGCCUCUGGACACCUGAAGCUUUGGUGCCAGUUCUUCAACGUGCUCGGUGACUCCACCAUUAAGUGGUACAGAGAUGAGGAGGAAAUCCUAGAGGUGAAAAGAAGUGGAGGAGAUGAAAGCCAAGUAGCACUGGCAAUUGUUCUCGCGUCCAAACAAGACUGUGGUGUAUACGGCUGCACGAUCACUAAUGAAUACGGGACAGACAGUACUGACUUCCUCCUCAGUAUAGACAUUAUGUCUGAAAUACUGCUAAAAGAUGAUUUGGAAGUUGGAGAAGAGAUAGAGAUGACCCCGCUCCUGUUCAGCAAAGGCUUGGUCGACUCUGGCACUUGGGGUGACAAGUACUUUGGUCGGAUCAUGACAGAGAGGUUGCACCUUGGGGAGGGCUGCGCGCACAAAGCCAGCCAGGUUAAGGUCAUCUAUGGGCUGGAUCCUGUCUUUGAGUCCGGAAGCACUUGCAUUAUUAAAGUUCGAAGCCCCAUCCCUUAUGGGACCAAACAGGAGAGCAACCUUGCAGAGAGAAAUCUAGAAAUUACUAAGCAUGAAUGCAAAGUCCAAAACAUGAUUCGAGAAUACUGCAAAAUCUUCUCAGCUGAAGCAAGAGUUAUUGAAAACUUUGGGCCUUCACUAGAAGUGAUUCCUCGCUAUUUGAUGUACCGGCCAGCAAAUUCUGUGCCGUAUGCCACAGUGGAGGCUGAGCUUACUGGUUUAUUCCUUAAGUAUUGCACGAUGGAUGCUAAAGGGAAACUGGUUAUGCAAAAGAUUUCCGAGAUAGAGCAGAAAUGCUGCAGCUUCCAGCACUGGAUCCAUCAGUGGACACAUGGCAAUUUGUUGGUCACUCAGCUCGAGGGUGUUGAAACAAAGAUUACAAACGUGAGAGUUGUCACCAAGUCAAAAGGAUACCAAGGAUUAACUGAGUGUGGCUCACCUGAGGUGUUCAACCAGUUCCUGACAGUCCAUCAGUGCAACUACUACUGCGGGCUCCUUGGCCUGCGCCCGCUUAAGGCUAUGGAUAGUCUGCAGCAGCCCGCCAAAGCGAAGGGCUCAAAAAGCCCUCUGCUCAACCGCAAAGCGGGGUCUACCAGCCCACAGCCCCAGCGAAAAGGACACAGCCCUCAAAUUGCUAGAAAAGCUAAUUCUAGCCCAAAGGUGACUAGAAAGGGUCAGGAGACAGAGGACAAUAAAUCAAGUGCAAAACCAAAGCCAGCAGAAAUUACUGAUGCCACUGUUGAAACAAGGUAGGAGAAGGGGCUCUUGUUCUAGCAAUAUCUCAUUGCUUUCAUUGGUUUAGUAUUAAGUGUUACUUUCCAGUUAUCAAAGGCGGCACGAGAAAAAGAGUCAUUUGUCAGCUUGACGUGGUAAAAACUUAUUGUGAAUAUCUACCCCUGUGAGGAGACGUCCAUCCUCAGCGUAGUUAAAAGGUUUGCGAGAAUGUUUGGCAUGACGGGCACAGCGAUUUUUAAACCUCAUAGUCUUCUUUUCUACUUUUACAGAAGAGGAAUCACUGAACUGACAUAGCUUUUCUAAAAAUCUUUGAACACCUGCCUCAGAGUAUUAUCAGCUCUAUGAGUGGACAAACAACUCUCCAAGCAAUAUUUGCCAAAUGAGCCAACAGGAGAUGUCAGCAUUAAGGUGUUUUCAUUUAAAUGUCGUGUAUAAAAUGUACAUGGCCACGAUGCAUGUAUGUUUCACUCGCUAUCUAGAAUGUAUUAUAAGUAUUAUACGUAGAUGCUGCAUGUUCACGUCAUGUACAGAAUGUGUAUCGAGUAAAAGGUGCGCUCAUUUCUGGGUUAAUAUUUAUUGCUAGUAUUUAAACUUUCUUCACAGCAAAGUUGAGCUCAUGCUGUGGAUUAACAGCACCAUUUUUAGAUAAAAAAUGUUUGUGUGCACUUUGUUUUUGGCUUUUUUUUAGUUAUUGUGACUGAUUGUUGUUUUUCCAGUCCCUUUCCAGUAUUUUCACAUUUUAGAUGGCAAAACUGUAUUUUAUCUCAAAGAAAAGAGCUGUUUUGGGAGUGUACCGCUGGUCAGUAGUAGGCAGAAACUUCAUUAACAUAACCUUUUUAUUCUUAUAUUGUGUGAGGCCCGCAGGUACAUUAGGAGAUGAUAAGGAUGAAAAGCCGCUCAGUUAUCACAUUAACUUUGUAUUCUUGGUUAAAGUCCAACAGAGGUCAGUUCUCUCCUACAAAUAACACUGAACCUGUGUGAAAAGAAAGCUUUGGGAAUUUGUGUCUUGAUUAAUGAUUAAUAAGGAUAUUCAGAAGAGUCCAAACUAGUACAGCUGCUGUCAGCUGCUGUCACUUGUGUAUUCACUAACUGCAUGAAGCCUUAUAAAUGAAGGAAAAGAAAACAUGGAAAUAUUUGAAAUUGAAUAUUUGAGAAAACAAAAUAAUAAUGAAUAAUGUGUACAUAAAUAAAUGGAGUAAAUAUCCAAAGUAACAUGAAGAACAAUAAUAAAUGAGUGAGGGUGCGUGUGAAUGACUGAGUGAAUGAAUAAAUGUGUCUUUGGUAUGUCACACUGUGUCUGCUUUUCUAAAGAAAUAAAUAUGUAAAACAA
Messenger RNA from Oreochromis niloticus (Nile tilapia), 7211 nucleotides. It is a transcript of the gene alpk3a, whose product is annotated as alpha-kinase 3a. Gene Ontology annotation, biological process: cardiac muscle cell development; protein phosphorylation. Bases 518 to 5899 code for a protein of 1793 amino acids. Gene Ontology annotation, cellular component: nucleus. The record is from RefSeq and is a predicted model, not a curated record. Lineage: Eukaryota; Metazoa; Chordata; Actinopteri; Cichliformes; Cichlidae. Gene Ontology annotation, molecular function: ATP binding; protein serine/threonine kinase activity. The transcript is spliced from 15 exons.